AAAUGGGAAAAGACCUUAGCAAGUUCAUCGUCGCAAUUCCAUUGCCGAAAGAAAAACGCCUCCUGCGGUAUCCAAUGGAACAUUCUUUCAUAUUGAUCAAGUUACCAGGUUGCCAUGGUAGUGGCGUCGUGGUGGUUGUUGGACGCUAUCCAAACAGUAGCGCGCUAGAUUUGCUUCCGUGAACAUCUCUUGAAGCUUACCCAUUGCUUGUCUGCUCCGUUCCUUGCGCUAGGUCCAAGUUAAAAUGCUAAAUUCUCUUUUCAUUAAUCACCAAGACCAAAAGGAAGCUUUGGCUAUCGAGCGUAGGCGAAGGUUUGAAGAAUCACGCAAACAACGCAUCUUCAAUGCUAGGCGACGUCUUAUUGGGGUGGACACCGAUGCGCUCGGGUAUCAGAUCCAGGAAAAACAUGAAGCCGAACAGGCACACGCGGAACAGCAGCGCAAAAUUGCCGAGGAAAUGCGGCGCCAGGAGCAGGUUCUGCUGCUAAAGCAGCACGAACAGCGCCAAGAACGCAUCCGCGAGGAAAACGAACUCAACCGAUUCCGGGCCGCUCACCAAAAGCCGGAACAGUCCCGUGACUUUGAUCUGUUUGAUCCAAAUGGGUUGAAAAAAUCUCUCCCAGCCCGACUCGGCGACGAUGAUCCACGGCUAAGCGUUUCCGGCGCUCAGCUGUUUGACGGUGAAGAUCUAGAGGAACGGCACCGGCGCAAGGUGCAGAUCGAACAGCAACGGUCCUGGCUGGAGCAACAGAUCCGCGAAAAGCGCCAGGCCGAGAUCGAUCGUCGGGCGGCCGAACAGUUUCUGGAAGAUUCGCUAAUGUCACGCGAAAACCGGCUCCAUCAGCUUGCCUCCCAGGAACGGUACGCCCGGAGCAAAAUCCACGAGGCGGUUAACGAAUUUAAUCGACGGCUCAUGAACGAACAGGACCAGCAGCGGAUGCGCCGCGAGCGGGAAGAGCAGGAAGAUAAUUUGGCCGAAAUUUACAACAAUCUUACGAGUGACAUUUUAACCGAAAAUCCAGACGUGGCUAAGAGUAGCUUCGGACCGAACCGGGUCAUUACCGCACAGUACAAAGGCAUGUCCCCGGAGGAGAUUGAGCAGAUCCGGCGUACGCAGGCGAUGCAGCAGGAAGAACUCCGACGCAAGCGCCAGAAUGAGGCGAACACGCGGAAAGCGUGGGACACGCUGGCCAAUGACUUCGAUCGCACGGUCACCGUGAAGGAACGUGAGCUGACCCGUAGACGGCACGCGCUGGCGGAACAGAUUAGGCACGAAAAUCAUCUCCUUUCGUUGGAGCAGCAGCGCAAGCUGGAACAUCUGGAUAAGGUGGUGUACCAGAAUCGGCCGACGCAAGCUUACUUUGAUCAGUUCAAUACUUGCUCUCGAUGAAUCGGGUUCUCUUUUUGGCGUGCGAUUUUAGGCAACGCGUGUGUGAUGAGGGUAGUGUGCACGUGUGAGAACGAAUAAAUUUACUUACCGUGCUUAAUCUUCUCUUUUUUGCAGAUGGAUCAAACUAACAGUGCGUGUUACGAAUGUUAUAAA
Anopheles stephensi (Asian malaria mosquito) is the source of this 1543-nucleotide messenger RNA. RefSeq names its product RIB43A-like with coiled-coils protein 2. Bases 245 to 1390 code for a protein of 381 amino acids. The transcript is spliced from 2 exons. Lineage: Eukaryota; Metazoa; Arthropoda; Insecta; Diptera; Culicidae. The record is from RefSeq and is a predicted model, not a curated record.